AUGCUGCUGCCGCCUGCGCUGCGCGCCCGUCUGGCUGGCGGGCCUGGGGCGGCCGAGCCGCUGCCCGUGGAGCGGGACCCCGCGGCGGGCGCCUCUCCGUUCUGCUUUGCGGCGCGCCAGGAGCGCUUCCCGCGGGAGCACGAGUUCUUCGAGGAAGGGGAUGUGCAGCGGCACCUGUACCUCCAGGAUGUGCUCACGCAGGUGGCCGAGGUGCCGGACAGGCCCAGGGUGCCGGAGUUCACCUGCCAGGUGGCCGGCUGCUGCCAGGUGUUCGACACGCUGGAGUGCUACGAGCACCACUACCACACGCUGCACAGGAACGUGUGCGCCUUCUGCCAGCGGGCCUUCCCCUCCGGACACCUGCUGGACGCCCACGUGCUGGAGUGGCACGACUCGCUCUUCCAGGUCCUGUCCGAGAGGCAGGACAUGUACCAGUGCCUGGUGGAGGGCUGCCCGGAGAGGUUCAAGACCAGCGAGGCCCGGAAGGACCACCUGGUGAGGGUUCACCUGUACCCUGCAGACUUCCGCUUUGAUAAAGCAAAGAAAAGCAGAGGCCCAGCCAUGCCAGGGGCCAGAGUGAGCACGUCUGCAGGAGCCCCGCGGGAUGACGGGGAGCAGUCAGAAGGGGACGCCAUGGAGGUCGGCGCUGAGCCUGGGGCAGCCCCGGCAGCACCCUCGGCGGAGCGGAGGGCCUCGGGUCGCAGGGUUCCCCCCACCAUCUGCUUUGGCCAGGGCGCAUCCCGCGGGUUUAGAAGCACCACGAGAAGAGGCAAGCACCAGUGAUGGGGCCGGCAGAGGCCCCCCAGGCCGGGGCAGGCUGGCCCCUGUGGCAGGUGUGGUGGGCGGGGCCUGCUGUCCUGGGCUGGGGCCCUGCCCAGUGAGGGCAGAGCUGUUGCCAGAGCAGUGAGGCACCUGCAGGUUCUAGAAACCACGUGGGUGCCCUCUCCAAACAUGUGCAAUGACUUCUUCA
Molecule: messenger RNA, 970 nt
Organism: Oryctolagus cuniculus (rabbit)
Lineage: Eukaryota; Metazoa; Chordata; Mammalia; Lagomorpha; Leporidae
Gene: ZNF511
Product: zinc finger protein 511
Source: RefSeq, a predicted model, not a curated record